AUGGCCGCUGUUCAGCAAUUCGCUACCCGCAAGCCUGAGCUUGGUAUGGAGAAGGUUAUGCCUACUCGCCAGGACUCUGGUUACGCCUCUCCCUGCGAUUCUCCCCGCCUUACCGUCCAGCUCAACGACGGCAACGAGAUUCCCCAGAUCGCCCUCGGUGUCUACAAGGCCCCCAACGGCCAGGAGACUGAGGACGCCGUCAUUGCUGCUCUCGACGCCGGCUACAGACACAUCGACUCCGCCGCCAGAUAUGCCAACGAGGAGGCUUGCGGCCGCGCCCUGAAGAAGUGGCUCGAGAAGACCGGCACUCCCCGCAGCGAGGUGUUCGUCACCACCAAGCUCUGGGAUGCUGACCACGGCUACGAGGCCACCUUCAACGCUCUCUGCGACUCCCUGAAGAAGUUCCAGCUCGACUACUUCGACCUCUACCUCAUCCACUCCCCCUCCAACGACAAGGAGAAGCGCAUUGCUUCCUGGAGAGCCCUGGAGACCGCUCAGCGCCUCGGCAAGGUCCGCUCCAUCGGUGUCUCCAACUUCGGUGCCCAGCACCUCGAGGAGCUCCUUGACGAGACCUCCGUCGUCCCCGCCGUCAACCAGAUCGAGGUUCACCCCUUCUGCCAGCGCCAGGACCUCGUCGACGUCUGCCGCAAGCACGGCAUCGCCAUCGAGGCCUACUCUCCUCUCGCUCGCGGCAACAAGCUCGAGGACCCCGUCAUUGGCCAGAUUGCCGAGAAGUACGGCAAGACCCCCGCGCAGAUCCUCCUCAACUGGAACGCCACCAAGGGCAACAUCGUCCUCCCCAAGUCUCUCACUGCCCACCGCAUCAAGUCCAACUUCGAGUCCUUCGACUUCGAGCUCUCCCCCGAGGACAUCACCACCAUCGACAACCUCGAGGAGAACUACGUCACCGGCUCUCUCCACAAGGAGGAAUAA
Messenger RNA from Colletotrichum truncatum, 933 nucleotides. Its product is annotated as 2,5-diketo-D-gluconic acid reductase. The record is from RefSeq and is a predicted model, not a curated record. Gene Ontology annotation, molecular function: oxidoreductase activity. NCBI's taxonomy places the organism in Eukaryota, Fungi, Ascomycota, Sordariomycetes, Glomerellales, Glomerellaceae.